AUGCUCCUUGCCACGCCCAAAUCCUUCCGCAACAACAUUGGGCCACUCAUAGCCAUCGUGAAGAUUGCUAUGCUGUCAUUUGCAUGUAUCUACGACAUGCAACCUAUUUGGGACUGUCUGUACUCUGAAUCUGUUCGCUCCUCGAGCCUGCUUCGAAAUCUAGUGUCGAGAGCGGCCUUGGGGAACGGCGGAUCUCUGUUCCAAAAACAGACUAUGGAUGGGAUUUUGGAUGUUUACGAAGCCGUCUCACGCCUCGAUCAGUUCUUCCACGCCGACCGCAGCAGUACCUCCAGUAUAGAAUGUGAGUGGGCGCGUAUUUUGGCAAGAUCUAGUCCAACGACUCCCUGGACCGAAAGCCAUGAUUAUCUUACUUCAUCUGAAAAAGUCAAUGCAUGCUGCCACCUCUGUUGUUCCAUUUUCUGGACAACCCUGCGACGACGGCAAUUGCACAACGAGCAAGCCCCAGGCCCUACGGACCAGGAUCGGCCCAAUCAGGUGCUUCUAAACUAUAUUCUGCAGGUCGAACCACUAUACUGGAUUCAGAAUGCUCCCGAGGCAUUCACCUGGGUUGCAUUUACAGGCGCUGCUGCGUCCACUCAACCAGGUCUGCGAGCCAACUUCAUCAACCACGCGGCAACUGUAAUCACGGCCAUCGACAGCGAGGACUUGACUCUGAUACGACAGGGGUGGAGGUAUUUUGGACUGAUCAAAAGGCUCGGAGGGGCAUGA
Aspergillus niger is the source of this 729-nucleotide messenger RNA. RefSeq lists its product as hypothetical. The transcript is spliced from 2 exons. Lineage: Eukaryota; Fungi; Ascomycota; Eurotiomycetes; Eurotiales; Aspergillaceae. The record is from RefSeq and is a predicted model, not a curated record. Bases 1 to 729 code for a protein of 242 amino acids.